Molecule: messenger RNA, 1454 nt
Organism: Drosophila navojoa
Lineage: Eukaryota; Metazoa; Arthropoda; Insecta; Diptera; Drosophilidae
Gene: prel
Product: preli-like
Cellular component (GO): mitochondrial intermembrane space
Source: RefSeq, a predicted model, not a curated record
UGCUUCCUGUUAGCUCUGCUAGUCGUCUAUGUAAUUGGCUUCAUUGUUAAAAUUGUGUUAAGCUAAAUUUCUUUAAUAUUAAUCAAAACUAAUGAACGCUGGUGUUAAAGUCCAAAACAAAGCAACAUUAGCAAUUGCUAAUUCAACAAAAGCGCUUUGAUUGGCAGCACACACACAUAUCUGGUUGAUGAUUUGAAACACCCUGUACGUGACGCAGUUACACAACGUCAAGAGAAAUUCUCAAAAUUUUCAGUCUGGACGAGUAGUAGGCCUCGCGGCCAACGAUAGGGGGCACGGAUACAACAACAAUAAGCACACAAUUAGAGCUCUGCGACAAUCGUUCAGCAGGGCCGCAACGAUUUUCACUUUCUUUACUUGGCAGAGCUUCUAUCAGUCCGUUGUAUAGUAUACCCGACAUGGUAGUCACUGCGUCCACUUGCCGCACGGAAACGGUUUUCGAUUACAGCUGGAUCCAUGUCGUUUCAGCCUAUUGGAAUCGUUAUCCCAAUCCGUCAAGCACUCAUGUCCUUACCGAGGACACUAUUAGGCGUGAAGUGCGUGAUGGAAAAUUAUAUUCUCGCCGUUUGUUAUCGAAGACAAAUCCCGUGCCCAAGUGGGGGGCGCGAUUUUACAACAAUUUGCCGGUGAAGAUUGUUGAGGACUCGGUGCUGGACCCCGUGAAAAAGACAUUUACAACAUUUACCCGCAAUCUGGGCAUGAAAAAGAUAAUGAAAGUGGAUGAAAUUGUAGUGUACAGCGAGCAAAAGGACGGACGCACUUUGGCGGUCCGUAGAGCAUACAUCAGCUCUCAAGUAUUUGGCUUCUCCCGUGCAAUACGCGCCUUUGGCAUUGAACGCUUCAAAUCUAAUGGCCACAAAGCCUCAAAUGGCUUUAACUACGUGCUGCGACGCAUGUUCCCGCAGAAUCAACUGGCAGCGUCGUCGCCAACAACGUCAGUCAAUUCGCAGAGUGCAGUAGCUAAUGUGACAUACAGCGAUAUGGCCGUUGCAUCUGCGAGCCACAGCAGCAGCAGCAGCGCAACAGAGGCUCUGAAGAGGACAGCGAAAAUUAGUUAUGAGUUUUGCAAGGGUCAUGCCAGUAAAUUUGCUCAACUCUUUUCCGUCAAGAACUAACUUAACUUAAACAAUAUAUAUAUAUUUAUAUAUAUAGAUAUAUAUAUAUAUAAACAUAUGUAUGCAUGCAUACAUGUAUUCCAAAAUAUAACAAACAACAUUUGCUGCAUUUCAUUCCGUGUGUUGAGCCGAACGGAGCCCGAUAAUCAAUUAUAUGCUCACCACAAUAACAAUGCAUGAACAGCGAGUCAUUUCACAUAUUAAAUGGGACUAGAUAGUUCACAUUUGAUCUGUAUAUUUCGCUAGAAACACUCAUGUAAAAAUUGGAUUUUUAUGUACUGUAAAUAUAUUUUGUAGAAAACACAUGCCUAGGUUAAAACA